Molecule: messenger RNA, 5308 nt
Organism: Atta colombica
Lineage: Eukaryota; Metazoa; Arthropoda; Insecta; Hymenoptera; Formicidae
Product: F-box/LRR-repeat protein 20
Exons: 9
Coding region: 148-1713 (521 amino acids)
Biological process (GO): SCF-dependent proteasomal ubiquitin-dependent protein catabolic process
Cellular component (GO): SCF ubiquitin ligase complex
Molecular function (GO): protein binding
Source: RefSeq, a predicted model, not a curated record
CCGAUUGCACGUCGAGCAUUCAGUAGACUCGGCCAUUUCUCUCGCGAAACGUAGCGACUCGCUGAACCGCGCGACGGUUUUUUUUUUCGCGACUGCACCGUGCGGGUAUACUCCCGGAAGUUUUGCAAAAUAACGCGACGCAAAAGGAUGAUACACUCCGGGCGCACCAGGCUCGAGAAAAAAGUAAGUCUCCAACAGUUAGGAGUGGGAGGAGGGGGCCAAGGGGUCGGAGCAAUACAAGCGGUAUUGGUCGAGGAGACGGAAAAAGGAAGCGGCGGUACCGGUGGACAAUGGUGGAAGCAGCAGCAUCCAUCCUAUCAUCACCAUUAUCACCAACAUCAUCAUCAUCAACAACAUUAUCAUCAUCAGGGCGGUUAUUACACGCAAUCGCAUACUCACAACCCUGUCACUACCAUGAAGCAAUCCUACAUGCAGCUAACAUGGGUGUUUCACGAUGACGAGGCGCAGAUUAACAAGAAACUGCCAAAAGAAUUACUACUCAGAAUUUUUUCGUACCUCGAUGUCGUAUCGUUAUGCCGUUGUGCCCAAGUAAGCAAGGCCUGGAAUGUAUUGGCACUCGAUGGGUCCAAUUGGCAGAGGAUCGAUCUCUUCGAUUUUCAACGAGAUGUGGAGGGACCAGUAAUAGAAAAUAUCUCGAGGCGUUGUGGCGGAUUUCUCAGGCAGCUCUCGCUCAAGGGAUGCCAAAGCAUCGGUAACAACUCAAUGCGCACCCUAGCCCAGUCAUGUCCUAAUAUCGAGGAGCUUAAUUUGAGUCAGUGCAAGAGGAUCUCGGACGCGACAUGCGCGGCCCUCAGCAGUCAUUGCCCCAAACUGCAGCGGCUGAAUCUGGACUCCUGCCCCGAGAUAACGGACAUGUCCCUGAAGGAUCUCGCGGCUGGCUGCCCCCUGCUCACUCACAUAAAUCUCUCGUGGUGUGAGCUACUCACUGACAAUGGGGUCGACGCGCUCGCAAAGGGCUGCCCAGAGCUCCGCAGCUUCCUAAGCAAAGGAUGCCGUCAGCUAACGGAUAAGGCCGUGAUGUGUUUAGCGCGCUACUGUCCUAAUCUCGAAGCGAUCAAUCUACACGAAUGCAGGAAUAUAACGGACGAUGGAGUCAGAGAACUUAGCGAACGGUGUCCACGGCUGCAUUACGUUUGCCUGUCGAAUUGCCCCAAUUUAACGGACGCGACGUUGAUUAGCCUGGCACAACACUGUCCACUUCUCAAUGUACUCGAAUGCGUCGCGUGCACCCAUUUCACGGAUACGGGUUUUCAGGCCCUCGCGAGAAAUUGCAAACUGCUCGAAAAGAUGGAUCUGGAAGAGUGCCUUUUAAUCACUGACGCCACCCUCACUCAUCUGGCGAUGGGUUGUCCGAGAUUGGAGAAACUAAGCCUGUCACAUUGUGAGUUGAUCACCGACGAAGGCCUCAGACAAAUCGCGCUGUCGCCAUGUGCGGCGGAACACCUAGCCGUCUUAGAGCUGGACAACUGCCCGAACAUCUCGGACAACGGUCUGAACCAUCUGAUGCAGGCCUGUCACAAUCUCGAGCGUAUCGAACUUUACGACUGCCUACACAUUACCAGAGAGGGCAUACGUAAACUCAGAGCCCAUCUACCGAACUUAAAAGUGCACGCGUAUUUUGCACCGCCGACUCCGCCACCCAGCGCAGGAGCCUCGCGACAACGAUACUGUCGGUGCUGCGUCAUUCUGUGAUUUUGCCUUCAACUCCUAACUCCGAAGUAAAAAAUCGUCCGAUAUAUAUACCCACGGGAUUAGUGGACCUUUAUCGGUGGUCGCUGCUUACGGCGAUUAUGGGACCUCUCUCUCUUUCUCUCUCUCUCGUGGUUACCGGAGGAAGCGCUCCGGUUGCCCAUCACACAUUGAUAAGUGAGAACGGGAGGACUCGUUGUCAAUUGCAAAUCGUUAAAUCGAUUCAAGCUCCACAUGCAACGAGUAAAGUACGUCACCAUCAUCAACACAGAUGCUACUACUGCAAUUACCACUAUGACCGCUGCUGCUGCUCUGCUGCUGCUAUUACUAUUACUACUAUUACUACUACUACUACUACUACUACUACUACCGCUGUUACUACAACACUUAUUAUUAUUAUUAUUAUUUCUAUUUGUACUCUGUUAUCUCGAUAGUAAGUGCAUCGCCACUAUCUCGGUAUAUAUUGCGUGCGGAAAGUUAGUCUGCAAAGGAAAGAAAUUCUCAGGUUUCCUUUAGCGAUAUUUUCUAUGAUCUUCAUUUAGCGUUCGUUCACAGAGAGAAAUAAAUGCGCCCGCGUGUUUUCUGAGCCACUCGCAAUACAUACGAAGUGACGUAUUCGAGAGCGAGCGAGCUUAUUUUGAUUAGCGUUCGGACGCGUAUUUUCCUAGCGCUACGCGAGCAAGUUUAUCGAUUUACGUUGCUCGAUAAACACGAGAUACUUAUUUUAAGAUACGCGUAAAUGUCUUAUAAAUAUCUUAAUGAGCACGCGCGCGCGUACUACCGAUGAAACGUGGAAGAGAACGGUAGUUUUAGGGGCAACGAAGUCAAGCGUGCAAUUGUAUCCAGAAGUCGAAUUUCACACACAAUCUCGACGUGUAAUCGUAGCAGUUUCUCAACGAACACUGCCUAUAAUGCUAUUGAUAAACGAGAAAAAAAAGAUGCAAAAAAAAAGAAAAAAACAAAAUACGGUAUAGCGACCGCGAAUCGAAUCUCGUCGUAAUAUUUAGGAUAUUAAUUAUCGUUUAUCGUAUAACGUAGACGUAUAUGCACCGACAAAAUACGGCUCGGUGAAAGUGUUUCUUCUCGGUGUCUGUUUAAAAAGUAUUAACGAAUCGCGCGUAUCGUGAUUACCGAGCGACACCUAUGAAUUUCUUUCCUUUCGUUAAAACAAGAAAACGAAAAAAAAAAGGAAGAAAAAAUAGGAAGAGAGAGAGAAAAAUGAAGACGAACGCGUGUCGCGGAAUUUGUCGCAUCAAGGGCGCACAACUUUCAACUUUCAACGACGAAAAUUUCGACGUAUAUUUGUGAUCAUGGACACUCGAGAUAGAGUGAGAAUGAGAGGAGAACGCUCGAGUAUCGUCUUUGAAGACUCCACCGCCGCUAACGCGGCCUAUAGCGGUGGCGCGUGAGAGAUGCAUUUUACAUCGAUUCGCGGGCAGACGGUAUUUAUGCCCGUGUAUCGUAUUCGAGUACCCGUGUAAAACGUAAACAUCACUUCUCCUCGACAGCCCGGACAUCUAUUCUAUUAUUUCUAUUCUCCGUUUUAUUAUCUUGUUUUCUUUUUGUUUUUUUUUCUUUUUGUAACUUGUCAUGGACUAGGAGAGCACAGACUGAAAAACGAAUCAAAGCGUUAAUGUGUUAAACCGAUUAACUUCGUGCUGGCGGCGAACGGCGCUGGCAUUUUUACUUUUUAAGCCUAGGUUUAAAAAAAAAAUAACGGAAUAGCGGCAGUAUCAUGAAGCCACGGACGUAUUGUGAAGAGCGGUGGAUCUUCGUGCGAUCUGAUCAUCGCCAAUUGAUUCUAGAUACGCCGUGACUAUAGUGACGAUGUGCCCGAUGGAACAAACAAAACAAACAGAAAAGACAUUUAAUCUCCGACCGAGUGCUUGUAAAGGCCCCGAUUGUAACAUCGGUGCUAUCACAUCUCGGAUCAUGUAUUGUUCGAUGAAACAACCGAUUUGUUGUCGGAUCUUCGCGUUGAGCGCCGGCAAAGAGAGAACGAGCAAUUUCAUAAGAAGACCUGAAAUGUCGAACGUGACUUUCCCCGAGGCCGGGAAAUGGAUCACGGAAAGACGGAACAACCCCUAUACACGAUGGAUUACGAUUUUCCAUUUGAUUGUACACGAAGAAAUUCCACAGCGUAGUAUCUCCGAGAGUUCUCACGAUGGAACUUGACGACGGAUUUGGAUUUCGAAUCGACAUAAUUUAUUUUGAAUAUAAAAGACACUACUACACAUACAUAUGCGCGCGCGCGCACACACGUACAUUGGCUAUAUUUUUAGAAGCAUACCCUUGCCAGAUUUUUACUAAAGAAGCCGUGGACGCAUUUUGAACGCGUUAAUGGCUGGUCGAAGACCAACGCGCGAAAUUUUUAAAAGCGGUCCAGUUUCGAAGUGCAAUAUCCGUCAGACGCGAAACGCGCCUCGUUUUUUUUCCUUCCUCUGUCUUUGAUUCGUGAAUCGUAAACCCAGUUAAUAUCGCGAUACACGGCAUAUCGUCGCGUUAAGCAAAGGGAGGGGAGGGGGGAAGAAAGAAACACGAAGUAUCGAUUGUUAAUCUUUUGGUAGCGUGUAAGAGACGUACCGCGUAUAUAUGAAGUAUAUAGCGUGUAACAGAAAUAACGGAUGCGGCAACCUAGUAUAUAAUACAACAGUAAAUAAAUAUAUAGAUAAGAUAUGUUUUAUACGCUGCAUGUCAUCCCUAGUGGAAUAACGUGAUCAUUGUAAACGUGUCGUUCGAAGUCAGGUUAAUAAUUAUAAGCGAUGUACGAUUAUACGCGCGCAUGACAUAACCGCCAAUGAUGCAGGACACAUACACGUACACAUAUAACACGCGCGCUAUCCGCAAGGCUUUUCGAUCUCUCGCGAAUCUCGAUAGAUGAGCGUUUGCACUUUCCUUCCGAUUUCUCCGAACGGAACCCAGAUAGCAAGCUACAUCAUUUUAACGUCAAAAUGAUGCCUUUAAUAUCACUUUGACGUCAAAAUGAUGACAAAUAAUACCAGCCCAAGUAGAACAUAAUAGAUGUCAUAAAGGAUGUCAUGGCUUUAUUUCCUGUACAGCAUAGAUUAUUCUAGUAAUUGCAACGUUUCAGUAAUAUUGCAUACGUUGCAGCAAUGUUGUUGCAAGCUUCUGUGCUGCAUAGAUUGUGAAAGCAAAACAAAUCAUGAUACAUCAAAAUAAAGUUAAAAUGUAUUGUUAAUGAUGGAAAAGUAACUCUUAACCAUUAUUUUGGAGUCAUUUUGAUUUGUGUUCUGCUUGAAUAAAUCCAAGCACAGCAACAAGUCACGAUUAACUAACAUUAAAAUGAUGUUAAGAUUAAUUGUGACUGAUUGAAAAGUGACUUUUAAUAAUCAUUUUGGAGCCACUGUGAUAAUGACUUGUCAUAAUGACUUUUUAUUCUGCUUGAGUUAUAAGUCAGUGAUGAGACAAAUGACAUGAUGAUGUCCUUAACUUUUGCAUUCUACUCCUCGCUUGCUAUUUAGGAAUUGUCCUUUACGCUACGAUCACCAAUUCAACCGCGUGAAUUCUCUAAAAAGAGAGGACAAAACUCUUUCGCAUCAAAUGAAUCAAAUAGACCUAUUCUUUUUAAUUAAACUAC